This is a messenger RNA of Schistocerca serialis cubense, 1281 nucleotides long. Its product is annotated as phosphatidate cytidylyltransferase, mitochondrial. Gene Ontology annotation, cellular component: mitochondrion. The record is from RefSeq and is a predicted model, not a curated record. The transcript has a single exon. The coding region runs from base 112 to 1155 and encodes 347 amino acids. Lineage: Eukaryota; Metazoa; Arthropoda; Insecta; Orthoptera; Acrididae. Gene Ontology annotation, molecular function: phosphatidate cytidylyltransferase activity. Gene Ontology annotation, biological process: cardiolipin biosynthetic process; CDP-diacylglycerol biosynthetic process.
UAUUUUGAGGUUAUGUGUCAGUACGAAAUAUUUCCUUAACGCAGCGUGUUAUUGUUCUGUACUGAAUAUUGAAAUAAUAAUUAUUUAGGUCUUCAUAUCUGCUCUCAUAAUAUGAUGGCUGUGAAUUCUCUUGCGGGGCAACCAUCCUUAUAUGCGAAAAUCUUGGGGAUGUUUCCACAGAACCUGUCGUUCGCAUUUGCUUAUGGUUCAGGCGUUAUGAAGCAAAGUGGAGCCAGUCGCAAGUCAAAAAAUAUGAUUGAUCUUAUUUUUGCUGUGGAUAGUUCAUCCCUUUGGCAUGCAGAAAAUAUACGAAGAAACCCGAAACAUUAUUCUCAUUUAAAGUGGUUCGGACACAAUUUUGUCGCGAAUUUCCAAGAACACUGGGGAGCUAGGGUGUAUUUCAAUACUUUAGUGCCAGUAGAAGGUGAAGAUGCAGUGAUAAAGUAUGGUAUUAUAUCUCGUCAAGCAAUGGAAGCUGACUUGUUGGACUGGUGUGAUUUGUAUGUUGCAGGACGCCUCCAUAAGCCAGUUGUAAUACUAAAACAAGCUACAAACUCCCAUUUGCGCUCAGCAUUGCAUCAAAAUCUGUACAGUGCUGUCCACGCUGCUUUACUCAUUCUUCCAGAAACGUUUACGGAAACUGAUUUUUAUCGGUGUAUUGCUGGAUUGUCGUAUUCUGGUGACUUUCGUAUGACAUUUGGGGAAGACAAGAAUAAAGUUGUCAACAUAGUUGCCCCGCAAGUGGAAGCUUUCAGGAGUCUUUAUGCACCUGUUGUAAAAUCCCUUCAAGAUUACAUGCACAUGCCAGUUCUAAUGGGUGAAGGCGAAUGCUGUUGCCAGGAUAUUAGCCCAAGUGCCCGAAUGUAUCAUCUUAAUCAGCUUCCCAGAACGCCCCAAAGAGCAGUAGUGAGAUUUUGGAAUACUAGGGGUACACGCCGCCUUCGUCAAGAUACCGAAGAUACUUUAAGAGCCAUUUCUCAUGACCCUGAAUGUGGGAACGUAGUAGAAACAUGCAUACGGAACAUUGUAUGGAAUUCCAGUGUAAAACAAAGUGUAAAGGGCAUUGCUACAGCAGGUCUAAUAAAAUCCAUCGUUUACAGUUGGAAAAAAAUUAAAAAGAUGUUGAAGGCAAGUUCUUGGAAGUCUAAGGAUUAAAGAUUAACGAUUGUCAAAUAUGUCGUACUUUGUUAACAAGGGCUGUAGGCAGUAUAAUUGUUACGUACAAGUUAAAGUGCUUGUAGUAUUUUCAAAUUGUAUUAUGAAUUCAAGCCUAAACAUUAA